Messenger RNA from Neurospora tetrasperma FGSC 2508, 582 nucleotides. RefSeq lists its product as uncharacterized. Gene Ontology annotation, biological process: chromatin organization; regulation of DNA-templated transcription. The transcript has 2 exons. Bases 1 to 582 code for a protein of 193 amino acids. The record is from RefSeq and is a predicted model, not a curated record. NCBI's taxonomy places the organism in Eukaryota, Fungi, Ascomycota, Sordariomycetes, Sordariales, Sordariaceae. Gene Ontology annotation, cellular component: nucleus; Rpd3S complex; NuA4 histone acetyltransferase complex.
AUGGCCCCGUCCAAAACGCCCCAGCCACCAUAUUCCAAGGAUGAGCGCGUCCUGUGUUUCCAUAUGGAGAUGCUGUAUGAGGCCAAAAUCCUGGACGUGCAGCCAACGGAGAGCGGCGAUGGCUGGAGCUACAAGAUUCACUACAAGGGCUGGAAGAGCAGUUGGGACGACUGGGUGCCGCAGGACCGCAUCCGCAAGUUGAACGACGAAAACAAAGAUCUCGCCCAGCAGCUCCUCGCCCAGUACAAGCAGCUGCAGUCCGGUAAGGCGGCCAAGCAGCCUAAGAAGGGAGGCCGUCCUGGUGGUUCGGAUCUCAGCUCUGCCCGCGGUAGUGAGGAGCGAACUGCGGCAGGCACGACGACACAGAACAACCGUAACCCGCGAAGGGCUCGUGAUUUUGACCUUGAAACGGGACAAGCAGGCCAACUACAGAGGGCGUCGUUCAUGUGGUUGUCGUUGGCGACCUUUUACAAGUGUGGAGUGUCGGUUGCUAGGCGACACAGAAAAUCUCGGGCAUACGGAGAAGGGGAAAAGUGUCAAGGGACCACUCACAACAAAGAAGGCCACAACUCGGAUUUCUGA